AUGGAGAGAAGCGAUAAUCAUAAUAGUGGUAAUAAUAAUAAUAGGGGUAAUCCUCUCAUGCCUUCACGGAUUUUGAUUGUGUGUGAUGGGACUAAAGAUCGUGAUAAUCAGGAGUUUAAGCACACUAUUCAUAAUAUCAGGAUGCAAGGGGGUAUUAUUCAUGCUGGUGAUACGAUUACUGUACUCGGGGUUUUACACAGAAUCCUUCAUCCCUUGGGUUACCACAUGCAAGUAGCUUCGGAGAAUUUCCUUGGAACAAAUCACAUCCGUGCCAUGGAAGAAGAAGUCUCGAAAAAGGUUGAUGCAUAUAUAGGUAUGCUCCAUCACAGUGCUGAAGAAUGUGACGACGAAGGGGUUGAUAUUGAAGUCAAGAUUACGGCUGGAACUCCAAUGAAGAGGGUUAUCGUACAAGAAGUUUUGACUUCCAAUGCAACCUGGGUUAUACUUGAUAGGCAUCUAAGACGGGAAUGGAGGUUUUACCUUAAAUAUAUACCUUGCAAGGUUGCACUAGUCCUUGACAACUUAUCCCUAGAAGUUUUGAGAUCAGAUUAUUCUGAAAAGGAUAUUGAUAAUAUUGAAGUUAAGUUGUUUUACUCGCUAUCCAAGCCUGUCGCACUCCCAUCUUCUCAAGACAACGAUAACAAUGAACAGACAUCCAUGUCUAUCAACUACGCUGCUUCCAUGGGUUCCCUGGCAAGUUCUGAUAUGGCUAAAAGCAACUCGUUCAUAUCCAACUCCAAGGAUCACCGCUUUUCCUUGCAAGAUGAAUUUGGUUCAAAUCCUAAGCCAGAUGAAUCAGGUAGCUAUGCUAAAUCUGAAAAUAAAUAUGCCGUUUCUCCCCCAACUAUACAUAAACAGCGAAGAAAGCUUAGUCGACAGAGAUCCACUGAUGUGCCUGUUCUCUGUAUUGCUUGUGGGAUGACAACAGAGUUAGAUUCAAAGAGAUAUAAUUAUACUGAGAUACAGCUUGCAACAAAUGAUUUUUCAUCUGAUAAUUUACUGGGAGAAGGUGGGUAUGGUCUUGUUUAUAAAGGUCGGCUUAAGGAUGGGCAACUUAUUGCUGCAAAGGUGCGCAAGGAAGCAAGUACACAAGGGUUUUCAGAAUUCCAUUCUGAAGUAUAUGUCCUAAGCUUUGCACGCCACAAGAACAUUGUGAUGCUUCUUGGUUUUUGUUGCAAGGAAAACCUUAACAUCUUGGUCUAUGAGUAUGUCUGCAACAAAUCACUUGAGUGGCAUUUAUUCGAAAACACAGAUCGUGUUCUUGAAUGGCACCGAAGACAUGCUAUUGCUAUUGGAACUGCAAAAGGGUUGCGGUUUUUGCAUGAAGAAUGUAGAGGAAGUCCCAUCAUUCAUCGGGACAUGCGACCAAGUAAUAUAUUGCUCACACAUGAAUAUGUUCCUAUGCUUGGAGACUUUGGCCUCGCAAAGUGGAAGACAGGUGAAGAGGAGGAUAUACAGACAAGAAUUCUUGGCACUCUUGGAUAUCUUGCACCAGAGUACGCGGAGAAUGGCAUUGUUUCUGUAAGAACAGAUGUUUAUUCCUUUGGUAUUGUUCUAAUCCAAUUGAUAUCAGGACGUAAGGCAGUGGAUUCAGAAAGAGAAGAUAAACAGUCCCUUAGACAGUGGGCAUUACACUUGAUUCAGACGCUUGCAUUGCACGAGCUAGUUGAUUCCCGUCUUGAGGACUCAUAUAACACGUAUGAACUGUACCACAUGGCUAGAACAGCAUACCUAUGUGUCCAAACUGAACCCGAGAUGCGCCCAUCAAUGGCAGAGGUGUUACGCCUUCUUGAAGGGGAAAGCGAUCAUUUCCAUCACUUGACAGAGCAAUUUAUACCACAUUACAGCAAAUGA
Molecule: messenger RNA, 1854 nt
Organism: Fraxinus pennsylvanica
Lineage: Eukaryota; Viridiplantae; Streptophyta; Magnoliopsida; Lamiales; Oleaceae
Source: the annotation of a GenBank genome assembly